Pleuronectes platessa (European plaice) is the source of this 5661-nucleotide messenger RNA. It is a transcript of the gene midn, whose product is annotated as midnolin. NCBI's taxonomy places the organism in Eukaryota, Metazoa, Chordata, Actinopteri, Pleuronectiformes, Pleuronectidae. The record is from RefSeq and is a predicted model, not a curated record. The transcript is spliced from 9 exons. Gene Ontology annotation, cellular component: nucleus. Gene Ontology annotation, molecular function: protein binding. The coding region runs from base 409 to 2136 and encodes 575 amino acids.
GUGUCCAACAGAGGGAAACAGCUUAUCUCCAAAUCUACAAAAAGGACCAGAUCCCCUCGAGGACACUGGAGCAGGGACCACCUUAAAUCGCAUGCUGACAUAACGAGUGCACUACUCUCCACCCAUAUCCGAGGCGAGUCAGUAAAGAGGUGUCUCACCUUCCCGGCUCAGUAUCAAGACAGACACCGGUGCGCGCACAUCUCAGAGCGCGCAGGCACCUCCGGAAAGAACAGCAGCUUCUUAUUGGUCAGAACAAGACUCGAGCUGUGGUGCGUAACGACGCACGGUGGACACGCACGGCUCCUGGCAGAGAAUACACUGAGAAACCUCCCGUGGACUUUUCAAGUGAUUGGAUUUACACGAGUUUUUUUUUUUUUUUUUUGUAUUACUGACUUGGUUUUACUUUAUAUGCCAAAGCUGGGGGAACACACUGGAAGACAACGCAGUCCAGCGCGAGCCUUCACAGUUUUCGCCACGAUAAUUGGUUAUCGGAUGGACCAGCAUCCCAGCGCCCGGAGCUGCACCAGUCGCGGGGCUUCGUCCUGCGAGGCCGUCCCGACCGAGCCCUCCAUGAAUCUCUACAUCCAGUCCACCACCGGCACACGCUUCGAGCUCUCCCUGCCCCUGGAGGAGACCGUGGAUGGACUGAAGAGGAGGCUGUCGCAGAGGCUCAAAGUACCGAAAGAGAGACUCGCGCUGCUGCACAAAGAAACGCGCCUAAGUUCAGGCAAACUCCAGGAUCUUGGCAUAUCUGAUGGGAGCAAGUUAACGCUUGUACCAACUGUUGAAGCAGGAUUAAUGUCGCAAGCAUCAAGACCAGAACAGUCCGUAAUGCAAGCCUUGGAGAGCUUAACAGAAACUCAGGUCAGUGACUUCCUGUCCGGCCGCUCCCCCCUCACUCUCGCGUUGCGUGUAGGUGAUCACAUGAUGUUCGUCCAGCUGCAGCUGGCGGCGCAGCAGUCUGGCGGCCCCCAACUCCAGCACAGACACCUCAUCACCCGCGGCAGCACAGAGACGGCAGCGGGACAGCCCACAGGACAGCCCCGUGUCCCCCACCCUCACCCGCAUUCCCACAACCUUCCCCAUCAUCCACAUAGCCAGCCCAGCCCCCACUUGUCCCAGCCUCACCCGGUACCUUCCUCUCCAUCUUCCCCGGCCUCUGCUUCUUUCCCCCUGCCCUCGACGCACCACCAGCCGCUCCCUCCCAUGUACCACCAGACGCCCUCCUCGGCUCAUUGUAGCCCUCCUACUCCUCCUCCUCCGCCCCACUCCCCUCGCCCGACGCACAACCCUGGAGGUCUUUUCCGCUCACCAGCUCAUAACCAUCACCACCAUCACCACUACCAACAGCCUACUCCAAGCCAACCCAGCCAUGACAUCGGCCAGGCCAGCCCUGUAGCCCCGGUCCUCUGCCCUGAGGAUAACUGCAGCACCAACAGCCCUACAAAUGGCACCAGUCCCUCGACACGCUCCCGUAAACCUGGCGCCAUCAUUGAGAGCUUUGUCAACCACGCUCCGGGAGUCUUCUCAGGGACCUUUUCAGGCACUUUGCACCCUAACUGCCAGGACAGCAAUGGGCGUCCGAGACGAGAUAUUGGUACCAUCCUGCAGAUCCUCAACGACCUCUUGAGCGCAACACGCCAUUACCAGGGCAUGCCACCCUCCCUAACCCAGCUUCGGUACCAGACCCAGUGUGGCACACCCACGUCCCCGUCCCCCUCCCCCUCCCCACCUCCCUCACCUCCAGUUGCUAGCGUGACGGGCCUCUCUGCCAAAGCUACCUCUGUGCCUGCUGUCAGCCCCAUCGUCCCUCCGCCGACUCUUCAUCCGCUGGUGCAGUGCCAGAGCCAGAUCCGCAUGUGCAAACCCCCUGGUGACCGUGUGCGUCAGACAGAGAACCGUGCAACCCGCUGCAAGGUGGAGCGCCUGCAAGUGUUGAUGCAGCAGAAGCGUCUGCGCAGGAAGGCCAGGAGGGACCAGCGCGCCCCUUAUCAGUGGCUGCCCAACCGCAAGGCCGGGCGCAGCAACAGCAACAGCAGCAUAUCCAGCGAGGGCUCCAUGGACCUGGACUUUGACGACUCGGUGUGGAAACCAGACGUCAAGGCUGAUUUGAAGUCUGAGUUCGUCAUGGCCUGAACCGUCUGAUCCCCUCACCCUGGAGGGGAGGGGCAGAUUCAAAGAUGUGCAAAGCCUUGCUUGGGAUUUACAUAAAGAUAUAUUUUGAGGGACUGGAUUGGCGGGAGAAUGACAGAGAUCUGUGCAAAGCUAAAAUCAAGGUUGUCCAUGUGACUGGCUUCUCUCACACGAUAAAAAAGGGGCUCCCUCCCUGCAGACUUUAAUCCCAUCCUGUCCUUCACAGUUGACCUUGUGGAAAAUACAGCAACAGCAGCAACAGUACUUUCUUGCCGUGCUUGGAUUUGGACAGGCGACAACCGGACUCAACAGUGUAUAAGACUUUUCUAUGGUUUGAUCACAGAGACCUUACCUGAACUUGAGCAUAGCAGAAUUCAGUGGGUGGUGGUGGUGGUGGUGGUAUUUUCAGAUUUUCUUGUUCAAAGUUUUUUUUAAAGAACACUCUGAACAGUAAUGAAGAGAUCCACACUGGACUUAUUAAGAGAACAGGAGCACCAGAGGCCUCAGUGUUUCCUAAUCGAAAGAAAGGCAGAACUGCCAAACUAUGGAUUAUUCCGACGGGCAUUCUUAUCGAUUUCAAAAACUCACCAACCAGAGUCCAGUUUUUACCUGUUAUGGGGUGGUUACACUUCUUUUUGUUUUCCUUUUCCAUUUUGAAAACAUACUAUUAUAUUUUAUAAACAAAAAAUAUGUAGCAUUGUUCACAAAGCAUUCAGGUUUUCAUAUAACAGUUGAGAGUGGUUGUUGAUUUCCUUGAUUUUUAACAGCCGGUCAAAGUGUGCAAGGAGGGGAGGAGGUGGGGCCUGACAUAGAAUAAAAAAAAAAGAAAAGAAUAUGGAAGUAUUGAUAUCAACCUCAGUGACAUAUGGUAUCGAUAGGGAUGAUUAAUGAAUAAAUAAAAUGAAUUAAGAUUAACAGAAAGUGCUUUAGAGGAUUUUUAAAUCUUUAAAAUGUAUAUGGAUAAAAAAAUCUAUUUUUAUUUCACUUCCUAUCUGCUGUUUUCAAAAAACGGCAGCCCUCUGUGGCUUUAGUCCAGUCGCUAGACUACCGACAAAUAAUCCAUUCAAUCAUCCAUUAGCGCAUUCAUGAUUUAUAGUCUUCUAGACGCAACAAAAAGAUAUGGAGAGACAACUUUCAUCCAGCCCGCCUCAUGUCUCACAGACCUGAAUGGACCUGUUGAGGGUUUUGUAUUAGUUUGUGUAUAUAAAUGUGACAAUUGGCAAAGGUUUAUGAGGGUGUGUGUGUGUGUGCCUGUGUCUUUUUGACUUUAUUGUAAUUUGAUUUAGAAAUAUCCCAUGUUUUUGUCUGGGUUGUCGUCUCCCAGGUGACCCCAUAGUUUCUCAAAAUGACAAAGAACAGCUGCAGUGAGUGCGGGCGUCACAACUUGAUAUCAUAACAGGAUCAAACUCCAAAUUCUGAGUCGUUUAGGCACGUUCGAUUCGAUAGUGGCUAUUUUUUUAUUGGCAUAGAGCGAGAAGAGGUGGGAUCUGUAUCCAGCAUCAUUAUCUAGUGCCUCCACCAGUACAUCCAUUGACAUAUCAGGUUAGGCCUUUUACAGUUUUGCUGCUACACACGGGGACUUGAAAUGAAAAAAAAAUAAUGAUAACAACAAUAAUACAAGCGGGAGGUAAACGUGACUUUUCUUUGCAUGCAGAAGUGUGAAAUUAAAACAGAUGUUUUUUUCUAUUGAUGGCAGAAAAAAAAAGAAACUGGUGCUGUGGAAAUGAAGGUUAACAACAUGCAUGAGUUUGUGAAGAUAAUAAACAAUGCAGCUUUUGUUGGUUAGGUUUUUUUGUAACUUUAUAUUUCUCAAUGUUAGAGCGACAGUGCCCUGCUAAAGUAUUAACGACGAAAAAAACAAAACAGAUGAAGGUGAAGUGUGGACUUCUUGCUCAGCACUGAACAUUCCUGUUGUGUGACACUGAAGCUGAUGAGCAAAGAGCAACAGACUCUCUCGCUCUCUCUCUACUCCCUGAACGCUGAGUUUUACCCCCAGUGGCUCUCAAGGAUCCAGAUAGCCCCACGAACCGUUGCGCCACCUCCCCUCCUCCUCCUGGCCUGAACGCCAAGCCAAGGAUGGCGUGGAAGUAUUUUCACAGGGAACCAACAGCCCGGCAGAUUAACCUGUACUGUCCGUCGAACCUACUGGAGAGAAGCAUCCGUCUGGCAUCUGUCUCUUUUAUCCGUCUGUCUGAUCGAGCGACCACCCUAUACCACAAUUGCACUCCCACAGAUUGCAGUGAGAGAUUACCUUUUCGGUGAACCUCAUCUUUUUUUUAAGUGGCCUUACCUUUCACUAAAAAAAUGAGACAUUUGGGGACAAUGGGGGCGGGAAUGUUUUUAUUUUGUAUCUUUCUCUGUGUAUCAUUGUCGGAUCUUGUUGUCAUCAAGGCGCCAUUUUUUUUUGUUUUGUUGUCACUGAGGACACUGGGCAUCUGUUGUUUAGUGCUUUUAGCUGGUGGAGUCUCUAUUAUGUCAAGGCUUCUGUGCCUUAAAAUUGUUGCCCUUGCAGUGUCAGUGUCAGAUUUAAGCUUGUUUUCAUUGGUUGGUACACACGACUGUAGUAUUCGCAGCCACGAGAGUCAUAGAAUUUUAGGGGUACAGCUUGUUUGAGUAAAUCGAAUGCUAUUCCGAGAAAAAACUUGGUGUUGUUGCUCAAAUACUGUCCUUGUCCCACUUCUUCAUUGUGUUGCCAUGCUUGUUUUGCGUCGUCCAAACCUCACACCCCCUCUUGAGUCAGUCCUCCCACCGACAAGCUGCAGAAGUACACAAAUCUCAUACCAGCUGAGGAAGUUUACGCCACAGUACUCAGAUGGCAGGAAUUAGCCCUAAUUCAGAAUAAGACAAGUCCUGUGAGGACUCCAGACUUACAUGCACUUGCUGUUUCCUUGGAUACAACACGAUUUAAAAGGACGACCUGCCCCACACAAAUUUUAUUUAAUUCUUUUUUUCUUUUUCUUUUUGUAUAUGUAUGAACUAUACUCUGUGUGUGCCUCACUUCUGUGUGAAACUCAAAAAGACGAAACAAAACGAAAAGAUGACAGAAGCAUUACAGAGAGGGUAAAAAAACAGUACGUUGGCGGAAAUCCUGAUCACGUCAUUUAAGUUGCCUGUUAUUUCUUGUAGCCAACUAUUGAAAAUAACAGGAUUCAAGAAUACAAUUUACAAUGUUCUAGCUCUAGACCGGUGUAGCACAUGUGUGACUGUAUUAAUUUAUGAAACCAAAAUGGUAACUGUGAAUUAUGUAUUUCUUUGUGCAUUUUUUAAAAAAAGUGGGGGAGAAGGUUUGUUGAGGACGAGGCAGCAGCUGAUGUCCGUUAAAAAAACAACUUUCUUUUGUUUUUGGUGGAAUAUAAUGGAAUCAACAAUACGUUUCUGAAAAAGAGAAAAAAAGAAGAAAAAAAAUGAAAGCAAAAAAAAGAAAAAAUAUAUGAAUAUAUUUUUUUUUCUUAAGCAAUACAUUUCAGUGUGACUUGUGAUAGAACAUUUUUCUUUUUUAGGUAAUAAAUAAAAAACAAAACGAGUACA